UGCGGAAAUUGUAGCACUGGUACCUGUGAGAAAGACAGUGGAAAUUGUGGCGCCUGUAACACAAGCUUUUACGGAGCAAAGUGCAAUGUACCAUGUCGCAUCACCUGCCUGCAUCAAGAAUGUGGAAAAACAUAUGGACAUUGUAGUAAUGGUUGCAAAAAUGGAUUUUAUGGUCCAUUUUGUAAUACGAAAUGCAGUCGAAACUGUGCACAAACCAAAUGCUUUCGAAAUGGAAUUUGUAUUAAUGGGUGUAAACAAAACUGGGCAGGCGAGCAAUGUGAUGAGUGUGAUUCCAAUCAUUACGGACUUGAUUGCUCCAUGGAAUGCAGUGUUAACUGUGAAAGACAGACGUGUGACAGUAUUACUGGAUCCUGUACAUAUGGAUGUAAAAGGGGAUUUUACUUAGAAAAGUGUAAUCAGAAUUGCAAUGAAUCAUGUCCCUCAGCCUGCAACAGAUACUCUGGGUAUUGUGAAGGCAAAUGCCCACCUGGAAAAUAUGGAAAUGCUUGUAAUAAAAUAUGCAACCCGAAUUGUAAAAAUGAAUGCGGUAGAAACAACGGUUUGUGCGACUCUGGUUGCAUUUUUGGGAAAUUUGGCGCUGACUGUCUCAGAUCUUGUGGAGCAGGUUGCGUAUCCAGUUGUCGUCAAAAUGAUGGAAGUUGCCAAUGUAAAUCAGGAUGGAAGGGUCCAAACUGUGAUGGAUGCGAUUUAAAGCAUUAUGAACAAGAUUGUUCCAAAAAAUGUAGUGCAAAUUGUGAAAGGGAGAACUGUGACAAUAUUACUGGAUCCUGCACCCAUGGAUGUGAAAGAGGAUUUUAUCUAGAAAAGUGUGAGAAAAGAUGCAGUACAUCAUGUCCGUCAGCCUGCAACAGAUACUCUGGGGAAUGUGAAGGUGAAUGCUCCGUUGGCAAGUAUGGAGAAUUUUGUAAUAAAACUUGUAGCCAAACAUGUAACCAUAGAUGCCGUAAAAUCGAUGGUUUGUGCACUUAUGGUUGCAUUGACGGUAAAUUCGGCGCCGCCUGUCUUCAGACCUGCGGUGAUGGGUGUAUUUCCGGUUGUCAUCAAACCAAUGGGAAUUGUUCCUGUAAAACAGGAUGGCAGGGCCAAAAUUGUGAUGAAUGUAGUCCAAACUUUUACGGCAACAAGUGUGAUCGGAAAUGUAGCUCCAACUGUCUAAACGAAACCUGUUUCUCAAAAAAUGGGUUUUGUAUAGGGGGAUGCAAAGGCGACUUUACGGAUGAACAAUGUACAAUACCCCUCGUUGAAGGUGACUCGACAUCAUUACCAUUUACAGCUAUUGGUGCUGGACUGGGCGCUGGAUUAUUUCUGUUGGUUAUAAUAAUCAUUGUGGUCAUUUUUCUCAGACGACGAAAGAAUUCUUAUUCCAAACCAGAUACAGUUCUGUUUCGAAAGGAAGGAACCCCAUCUUUAGAAAACAGGUUAUGCAUGAACAUCGGAGACGUUCCCAUUACAAUCGAGGAUCCAGAAGAAGAACCUCAGAUAGAAAACCCCGAGGAAGCUGUAUAUUAUAAUGAACUGUCUGUGGCUAAGGAUAUCUCAGUGUCGGAUCUACUGAAGAUAAUUACUGAGCGAGAAGCCAAGGAAAACGAGGGAUUCCUCAAAGAGUUCAAGAUGCUGCCAUACGGAGAAAGGUUUGACUGUGAAAUCGCUAAAGCGGAGAAAAACAUGCCUAAAAACAGAUUCAAAACCACAUUUCCAUAUGACCAUUCACGCGUUGUUUUAGAUACUAGCCAGGGCUUCACCUCCGAUUACAUUAAUGCGAACUAUAUUGAGAAUAUGGAAGGGGAACGGGACUUCAUUGCAUGUCAAGGACCUCUUAAAAACACUUUAGUUGACCACUGGAGAAUGAUUUGGCAGGAGAAUGUAGAAUACAUUGUCAUGUUGACCAACCUUAUUGAGGGACCAAAGGUGAAAUGUCAUCAAUACUGGCCAGACAAAGGACAAGAGCUGGAUGUCAAUCCCUUUGCAGUAACCUUGGUGGAAGAGAAGCAGUACGCUUAUUUCGUCGAAAGAAGAAUGACACUGCGUAACAAGAAAGUCGCAGGGUCAAGGACGAUCGUCCAGUAUCACUACACAAGAUGGCCAGAUCACGGAACUCCCAAUCCUCUGAACUUGAUCGUCUUCCACCGUCACUUUAGACACAAAUCCAGAUCUACCCAACACCCGAUUAUUGUUCACUGCAGUGCUGGAAUUGGAAGAACAGGGACAUUUAUUGCCCUUGACGUUCUGUGUAGAUAUGGCAAGGACAAGGGCAAGGUCAAUGUCAUAGAGUAUGUCAAGGCCAUGCGUAGAGACAGGAUGACAAUGAUACAGAAUGUGGACCAGUAUGUGUUUCUGUACCAUGCCCUGUACGAGUUCUUCAGAAGGAAAGUACAUUAUAUAAAGAGAGACGAAUUCCUCAGUCAAUAUGGUGAUAUGAACAAAAUGCUUACAAACGAAUUCAACGAACUGGUAAGCUUAAAACCAAAAUAUGAUGCCAGCGAGUUCAAGAGUGGAAAGAAGUUUUCGGAACUGAACUUUACCAAAUCAGUUUUACCAGUUGAGCAACAUCUAGUCUAUUUGACGUCCCAUGUUCAAGGCCGACAGUGUUAUUAUAAUGCAGUGAAUGUUUGUUCGUUCACCCGAGCUGAUGAAUUUUUAUCUGCUCAAUUUCCUGUUUCUGGAGCAGCCAUAGAUCUUGUUCGUCUUCUAACUGAUCAGGAAUCAGCAUUUCUUAUUUCAUUGAACCCUUUGUCAGAGCUUAAAGAGCUACAAAGCUGGGUUGAUGGAAAAGACAAUCCACUAAAACUGAAUCCUUAUGUUGUCACUAAGGGUUCACAAGAAGUAUUUUCCGGGAAGAUAAGAAAGACAAAUCUUAAAAUAUCGACAAAGGAAGAAACCCAUCAUGUUGAGAUAUUUGAAUGCCUGAAUUGGAGUUCUAAGGAUACGCUUCCAACCGAUACUUCUGUUUUGACAACCCUCAUAAAGCAGUUCAGUCUGGAUCGCAAAGCUAACAUUAAUGGACCUGUAACGGUCAUAUCCAAGGACGGUGCUACCUGUUGUGGAGUGUUUAUUGCAGUGUAUAACGCCAUAGAACAACUACAACAAGACGACGAGGUGGACAUAUUUACUAUAGUACAGCAGAUACAGUGUAGAAGACCGGAAAUGAUAUCAACAAAGGAUGAGUAUGAAUUUUGCUUCAAAGCCGUGUCUGAUUUUCUGAAUACUGAGAGUGUGUAUGCCAACACAUGACAGAUUUAUCCAUGAUGAUAUAGUGUAUUUUGAAACAGUGAUGCUGACAAUUUUCCUAACCAGUAUAUGUAUGAUAGCACGGUCAAUAUUAGAUGUAAAUAUUAAUCAAAACUUUCAAUGUAAUGAUAAAUUAGUUUUUUAUGCUUAUGAAAAUGUAUUGUUUUUAAAACAUGUGGUUUAUGGAACGCAAAUUUGAGCUUGACGCAUUUUUUUUAUAUAUAUGUAAAACACUUUUAUCCUGGCCCAAAGGCUCAGGUGAGCUCUUCUGAAAAAAAUUCCGUCGUCCUGCAUCAUGUUACAUGUUUUUGUCGUGUGUUAAUAUUCUUUUUAAUUUAUUUUCUUUAGAACAACGGGUUCAAAGUCAAUAAUUAUUUUUUCUUGGCAAAGGGGAUUCCAUAUUUGUUUUAAUGAGGAUCAACAAGGUUAUUCAAGAAUCAAAAAUAAAUAAACACCGACGGAUGAUUUUUUUUCUAUAUUUAAAAUUUUUAACCCGACCCAAAUGACCUGUUGAGCUUUUCCAAAA
Molecule: messenger RNA, 3775 nt
Organism: Saccostrea cuccullata (small rock oyster)
Lineage: Eukaryota; Metazoa; Mollusca; Bivalvia; Ostreida; Ostreidae
Product: receptor-type tyrosine-protein phosphatase alpha-like
Exons: 22
Coding region: 319-3252 (977 amino acids)
Biological process (GO): protein dephosphorylation
Molecular function (GO): protein tyrosine phosphatase activity
Source: RefSeq, a predicted model, not a curated record